Molecule: messenger RNA, 6588 nt
Organism: Parnassius mnemosyne (clouded apollo)
Lineage: Eukaryota; Metazoa; Arthropoda; Insecta; Lepidoptera; Papilionidae
Source: the annotation of a GenBank genome assembly
AUGGCCGAUCAUCAUGUUGAUGAGCCGCCUAACAAGCGGGCUAAGAUGAUCCGGGACCCUUUCCAGGGUCCCUCGGACACCGCGGAUGGGUUCUCAAACCUAGACAUGUUCGACCUGGAAAAGGACCUACCUGAUGAGUUGAUGGCAGGGUCCUGGGGUGAACAACCCGGUGUCACUGGCCCAAAGCCCCCAGCACAAGGGCCAGGGCCUGGAGGACAAAUGGCCACACAACAGCAGCUCAAUGGGGAUGACCCUGCAGCAGCUAUGCACAGACAAAUUAACAACCACCUUAUACAACAAGGCAACAAGAGUGGUUUAGUUGGCCACAAUAAUCCUUUAGGAUUAGGUACUUUAGGAAGUAAGAGCCCAAACUUGCAGUCCCCUCCAAAUGUAUCCGUGUCCAAGGACCUUAUGGGAAGCCUGCAUCCACAGUUAAUACCAAAUACAAGCCAUCCUAACCAACUGCAUUCUAAUAUGCCCAUGAGUUCCAUCCAAGGUGCAAUGAAUGUAGCAAAUGUUGGAGGCAAUAUGAUUGUGACGAACAGUAAUAUGACUGGUGCUGGGAUGCUCGGCAGUGGGAUUCUUAAUAAUGUAAAUAAGCAGCUCCCAACACUGAUGAGUAACAAUCACCACGCAUCAGCACCUCAUCAUCCACACACACAAGUGAUGCAGAACGGUCCGCUGGGCGGGCGCGUGGGCAUGCAGGCGGCGGCGGCGGCGGCGGGCAUGCGCGGCGCGCUGCAGCAGCACGCGCGCAUGGCGGCGCCGGGCGGCGGCGGGCACCCGCUGGUGCCGUACCACCCCACGUACGCGCAGUCGCCGCCGGCGCGCUGCCCGCCCGGCGUGCGCUUCGGGCCGCCCGACUCGGCCGCGCCCGCCGGCGGCGCCGCGCCCGCCGUGCCGCCCGCGCCCUCGCCGCAGACUCCCGGCGCGCCCGCCGGCGGCCAGUCGCAGCCGCAAGCCGCCACGCAGGCUGCGGCGACACCUGGCGGGUCAAUUGCGGACCCGGAGAAGCGCAAGCUCAUUCAGCAGCAGUUGGUGCUUCUGCUGCAUGCGCAUAAGUGCCAACGCCGCGAGUCGCAGUCGCAAAACGGCGAGACGUGGCAGUGUACGUUACCACACUGCAAGACUAUGAAAGGUGUUCUCAACCAUAUGAUGUCUUGUCAGGCAGGAAAAAAUUGCUCGGUGCCUCACUGUUCAUCAUCAAGACAAAUAAUCAACCACUGGAAACACUGUAACAAGAAUGACUGUCCUGUUUGUUUGCCAUUAAAGCAAGCUGAUCGGUCGAGAAUCAAUCCAAUGAAUCCGAUAGUGUCGAACGCGACGACGGGCGUGGGUGCGGGCGUGCCGGUGGGUGGCAACGUGUCUGGGGGCGGGGGCGCGGCGGUGGGGGCGGGCGCGGGCGCGAGCGUGGGCGCGGGCGCGGGCGGGGGCGCGGGCGCGCAGGUGCCGGCGCCCGGCGACAUGAAGCGCGCGUACGAGGCGCUGGGCAUCGCGUGCCCCACGUCCAUGGCGGGCGGGCUGGGCUUCGCGCGCGGCUCGCUGGCGCGCAUGCCGGCGCCGCGCGCGCCCGCGCUGCCCGAUGCGGCGCCGCAGCAGCCCACGCUGCAGCCCGUGUACGCACAGCAACCCAUGCCCGACAUGCAGCAGCAACAGCAGAACCAACUCAUGAGUACUGGGACCUUACAACUUCCUGGCGGACCCGUUACCGCCAACCCAGUGUCGGGAACCAAGGAGUGGCACCAGUCUAUAACAGCUGAUCUCAGAAACCACCUUGUUCAUAAACUGGUCCAAGCUAUCUUUCCGACUCCAGACCCAACAGCAAUGCUUGAUAAAAGAAUGCACAAUUUGGUUGCAUAUGCAAGAAAAGUUGAAGGCGAUAUGUAUGAAAUGGCCAGUACGCGUUCUGAAUACUACCACUUACUCGCCGAAAAAAUAUACAAGAUACAAAAGGAAUUAGAAGAAAAAAGACAGAAACGAAAAGAGCAGCAACAACAACAAUUACAGCAGCAACAACAGCAGCAGCAACAACAACAACAGCAGCAGCAGCAGCAGCAGCAGCAGCAGUUACAACAAUCAGGUGUAAUGUCGGGAGGCGUUCUAGGAGUGCGAGCGCCCGGUUUAGGACCCGGCCCUGGAGCGGGAGUUGGACCAAAUGUUGGACCAGGCGUGGGACCCGGUGUGGGAUUGGCGAGGCCUGGUUUAGGAAGUGCGCCGGGUUUAGGCCUAAGAAUACCUUCGCCAGGAAUGGCGCCGUUGCCUAUGCCCGCUAGUCGCAUGACCUUCCAGACUAACCUUGUUGGUCCACCUGGACCCAGUCCCAAUCAGAUGCCGCAUACGCCGAAUGGUGGUAGUACCGUGGGUGUGGGCAGCGUGGGCAACCCGGGCAUGUCUCCGUUCGGACAGCCCAUGACGUCGCCGGCGCCGCAGUACCCGCCCAUGCAGACCAACGGCCCGGCGCCGCUCGCCUCGCCCAACCACCAGCAGGAGGCUAAAGUGCGCUUAUCAGGAGGUCCGGUCGCGAGUCCUUUUAUGAACAAUUCGGCAUUCCGAAGCGAAUCUUCCACUGCGUCGCCUAAUCCUACGAACUCUGCAGGCCCUGCGCCUCCAGGGACCCCAGCCACGCCCCACACACAUCCGAGUCCUGCUCCCGAGAGUCGCCCUAUCUCUCGCCCUUCCUCCGUUUCCGCCCAAAUAGCAGCAUUAAAUGCCGCCGCUUCAGCCGAUGACAGUCCGGAAGAUGUUCGGGUCAAAAUGGAACCUGAUGAAGUAGGAAUAAAGGAGGAGCCUGACGAGGACUGUGGGGGAAAAGGCAUGAGAGAUGAAACUCCUAGUGAUAAAGAACCUAUGGAGAGGCCAGAGAGGCAUACAGAGUUUGUUGUGAAACAAGAAAUAAAACAAGAAAUAAAAGAAGAGCCAAGUGAAGGACCUCCAAGUGUGAGUGGCGAAACAGAUAGAGGUCCAAAGAGAAUGCUUGUUUUCAAACCUGAAGAAUUGAGACAGGCUUUAAUGCCAACAUUAGAAAAAUUAUUUUGUCUGGACCCUGAGUCUCUUCCAUUUAGGCAGCCCGUUGAUGCACAAGCUCUGGGCAUUCCAGAUUACUUUGACAUUGUGACGAAGCCAAUAGACUUGUCCACUAUCAAAAUGAAGCUUGAUAGGGGUGAAUAUAAAGAUCCAUGGGAGUAUGUGGAUGAUGUAUGGCUAAUGUUUGAGAAUGCAUGGCUUUAUAACAGGAAGAACUCUCGGGUCUACAGGUAUUGUACAAAGCUAUCAGAGGUGUUUGAGCAAGAAAUUGACCCGGUAAUGCAGAAUCUGGGAUAUUGUUGUGGAAGGAAGUACACAUUCAAUCCUCAAGUGCUUUGCUGCUAUGGAAAACAACUAUGUACGAUACCUCGUGAUGCAAAGUACUUCAGUUAUCAGAACAGUCUAAAAGCAUAUGGGGUUGUGUCCGAUAGAUACACCUUCUGCCAGAAAUGCUUCAAUGACAUCCAGGGCGACACCGUCACGUUGGGAGACGAUCCGCUACAGCCACAAACAGCUAUCAAGAAAGAUCAAUUCAAGGAGAUGAAGAAUGAUCAUUUAGAACAAGAACCAUUUGUUAUCUGUAUGGAUUGUGGUAGAAAGCAGCAUCAAAUAUGUGUGCUUCACCAUGACCAAAUUUGGCCCCAAGGCUUCUGCUGUGAUAAUUGUUUGAAGAAGAAAGGGGCGAAACGGAAAGAGAACAAAUUCUGUGCAAAGAAGUUGCCCACUUCGAAACUUGGCAUUUAUAUUGAGACAAGAGUCAAUAAUUUUCUAAAGAAGAAAGAGGCUGGUGCAGGCGAAGUUCAUAUCAGAGUUGUCGCGUCGUCUGAUAAAAUUGUAGAAGUCAAGCCUGGAAUGAGGUCUAGAUUUGUAGAAUCAGGAGAGUUGUGUGCUGAAUUCCCGUAUCGGGCGAAAGCACUGUUUGCAUUUGAAGAGGUUGAUGGGGCUGAUAUUUGUUUCUUUGGGAUGCACGUGCAGGAAUACGGCAGCGAAAGUCCGUCGCCUAACACGAGGCGAGUUUAUAUAGCAUAUCUAGAUUCUGUUCAUUUCUUCCAACCUCGGCAGUAUAGGACUGCUGUAUAUCAUGAGAUUUUAUUAGGUUAUUUGGAUUACGCUAAACAAUUGGGUUACACAAUGGCCCACAUAUGGGCCUGUCCACCCUCUGAAGGCGACGAUUACAUUUUUCACUGCCAUCCGCCUGAACAAAAGAUACCUAAACCUAAGAGGUUACAAGAGUGGUACAAAAAGAUGUUAGAUAAGGGUAUCAUAGAGAGAAUAAUAUUAGAUUACAAAGAUAUUCUUAAGCAAGCAAUGGAGGACAAUAUCUCUUCAGCAGCGGAGCUCCCUUACUUUGAGGGAGAUUUCUGGCCGAACGUCUUAGAGGAAUCUAUCAAGGAGCUAGAUCAAGAAGAAGAGGAAAAGAGAAAGCAGGCUGAAGCCGCUGAAGCUGUGAUAUUCCAGUCUUCUGAAGAAAAUGAACAAGGGCCUGACGGAAAGAAGAAAGGUCAGAAGAAAGCAAAAAAGUCGAACAAAUCCAAGGCCGCUCAAAGAAAGAACAGUAAGAAGCAGAGCGACCAACAGCAGGGUAGUGAUCUCAGUGCAAAAAUAUUUGCAACCAUGGAAAAACAUAAGGAAGUGUUCUUUGUUAUAAGGCUACAUUCCGCGCAGUCAGCGGCAAGCUUAGCGCCAAUCCAAGACCCAGAUCCAUUAGCUAAUUGCGACCUCAUGGAUGGUCGCGACGCUUUUCUAACAAUGGCGAGAGACAGGCAUUACGAAUUUUCAUCGACGAGGCGGGCGAGGUUUUCUACGCUUUGUAUGUUAUACGAACUGCACAACCAAGGCCAAGACAAAUUCGUUUACACAUGCAACAGUUGCAAGUCACACGUCGAGACGAGGUAUCACUGUACUGUCUGUGACGAUUUCGACUUGUGCGUGCCUUGUUAUGAGAAAGAGGGCCAUCCGCACAAAAUGGAGAAACUCGGAUUGGACAUCGACGUCGGUUCAUCGCCAGGAGAUAUGAAGCAGGCGAAUCCGCAGGAGGCGCGAAAACUAUCCAUCCAAAGGUGUAUACAGUCGCUGGUUCACGCGUGUCAGUGCCGAGACGCCAACUGCCGGCUGCCGUCGUGUCAGAAGAUGAAGCGAGUGGUAACGCACACGAAGAUCUGCAAGCGGAAGACGAAGGGCGACUGUCCGAUCUGCAAGCAGCUGAUCGCGCUGUGCUGCUACCACGCGAAGCACUGCCAGGAGACGAAGUGCUCGGUGCCGUUCUGCAGCAGCAUCAAGCAGAAGCUGAAGCAGCAGCAGGUGCAGCAGCGCGUGCAGCAGCAGCAGCUGCUGCGGCGGCGCAUGGCCGCCAUGAACACGCGCGGCGGCUGCGCGGGCGGGUCGCCGCCGCACGCCGGCGCGCCGCUGGGCUCGCCGCCGCACGCCAGCACGCCCGCCAAGCCCAACGCGCACGGCGCGCACGCCGCACACGCCGCGCACGCUGCCCACGCGCUGCCCACCAACGUGCAGAAGGCGCUGCAGCAGGUGCAGGAGGAGGCAGCGCGGCAGCAGGCGCCGUCGUACGGCAAGCAGCCGGCGAUGGGCCCGCCGGGGUGCGCCGGCGGCGCGCGGGCCGAGUGGGCGCCGCGGUACCGCGCGCCGCCGCCGCUGCACCACGCGCCGCACCACGCGCGCCUGCCGCACCACGCGCCGCAGCACGCGCAGCACCCGCAGCACCCGCAGCUCGCGCAGCACCCGCAGCAGCCGCUCGCGGCGCAGCAGAUGCAGCAAAGAGCGCCAGCACCUCAACAGCAACAAACGCAACCUCAAGUGCAUCAGAAAGCGCUACAGCAACUCAUGGCAACGCUGCGCUCACCUACAAGUCACAAUCAGCAGCAGGAGAUACUACAGAUACUCAAGUCAAAUCCUCCUUUAAUGGCAGCAUUUAUCAAGCAAAGACAAAACGCCCAAAAUCAGCAACAAGCCGCCAGUGGAGUCGGUGGCGUUGGCCCGGUUGGAAACGUGGGCGGAGUCGGCGGCGUAGGAAACGUGGGCAACGUUGGCGGCGUUGGAAACGUGGGCGUCGGCGGCGUGGGAUUGGGCGGCGGCGUGCAGCAGCAGCCGCAGCUGCAGCACAUGAUGCAGCCGCAGCAGCAAAGGCUGCAGAUGCAUCAGAUGCUGCCGCAACAGACUCAGGUGGGAGGCGCUGUCGGCGGUGUUUCGGGCGUGGGCAUGGGUGGCGUGUCGGGCCCGGGCGUGGGCAUGGCGAGCGGCGGCUGGUUCAAGCAGGGCGGCGGCGUGGCGGGCGUGGCGGGCGGCAUGCUGGGCAUGCGCGCGCCGUACGCGGGCGUGGCGGGCGGCGCGCCGCGGCUGGGCGCGCGCUACUUCCCGGGCGGCGUGGGCGGCGUGGGCGUGCUGCAGCGCUCGCCGCCCGCCACGCCGUCGCCGCGGCCGCCCACGCCGUCGGAGCUGCUGCUGCUGCGGCAGUCGCCCGCGCCGGCCGCGCCGCACCACGCGCCCGACGACCAGCCGCCGCCCAUGACGCCGCAGGACCAGCUCACCAAGUUCGUCGAGCAGUUGUAG